Limanda limanda (common dab) is the source of this 2666-nucleotide messenger RNA. RefSeq names its product nuclear factor of activated T cells 1 (gene nfatc1). The transcript is spliced from 10 exons. Gene Ontology annotation, cellular component: transcription regulator complex. Gene Ontology annotation, biological process: calcineurin-NFAT signaling cascade; regulation of transcription by RNA polymerase II; cytokine production. Lineage: Eukaryota; Metazoa; Chordata; Actinopteri; Pleuronectiformes; Pleuronectidae. The record is from RefSeq and is a predicted model, not a curated record. Gene Ontology annotation, molecular function: DNA-binding transcription factor activity, RNA polymerase II-specific; RNA polymerase II cis-regulatory region sequence-specific DNA binding; transcription factor binding. The coding region runs from base 123 to 2666 and encodes 847 amino acids.
GGAUCCUGAGUUUGGAUCCUGAGCCACAGCUGGGGAAUCUCUCCUCUUCGCUAUAUGGAUAAAUAAUCUUCUCCAUCUGCAGCUGCUCUCAGUUUCAUCUGCUUCCUGCCCGAGGACGCGACAUGAAAUCGGCUGAAGAGGAUGCAUACGGCUUCACGCCAAACGUCAGUCUGUCCCUCACGCUGGGCAGCCCCUGUCUCCCGUCCCAGUACCACAGCCUCCAGUCCAGCCCGGUCAUAUCCGUGUCCGUCCCCGAGCCGCUCGGCUACGACGCCCAGGACGACCUGAGCGCCGGCGGUUACUACUCGUCCCCGAGCAGCCGGCCGAACGCAGCGCCGGCCCUGGAGAGCCCUCGCAUCGAGAUCACGGCGUACGGUCAGUUUCCCGAGGACGCGGUGGAGGAGAGCAGCCUUCCUGUUGCCAAGCGACUCAACUCCAUCGUGACCUUGACCCUUCCCAGUGGAGAAGGUUACCGCGACCCCAGCUGCCUGAGUCCGGCCAGCAGCAUCUCGUCUCGCAGCUGCCACUCCGACGCUUCCUACGAGUCAAACUUCUCCUACAACUACGACAACUCGCCCCAGAACUCGCCCUGGCAGUCGCCCUCCGUGUCCCCAGGGGGCUCCACCCUCGCCCUGCCGGGGGAGGGCUGUGCCGCCGGUGCCUCCCCCUCCACCUCGCCACGCACGAGUAUCACCGAUGACACCUGGAUGGGUCAGCGCGGCUCCAGGCCCAACUCCCCUUGUGGCGCAAAGAGGAAGUACAGCUUGAACGGCAGCAGGGCGCCGCACAAGCACUUCCCCUUCUCCCCCAGCCACUCCCCCGGCCUCUCCCCUCACACCUCCCCCCGCCUCAGCGUCACGGAGGAAAGCUGGCUUCCAAACACCAACCAGUACACCAACUCAGCCAUCCUGGCGGCCAUUAACGCCCUGACCACGGACGGAGUGGCCGACCUCGGGGAGGGGAUCCCCAUGAAGGCCAGGAAGACCAGCCUGGAGCACAAUCCCUCCGUCAGCCUGAAGGUGGAGCCAGGGAGCGAGGAGCUGAGUCACCUUCACGAUGACGAGCACUCGACUCGCAUGUUGAUGAAGAAGGAAGGAUACUGCGGCGGGUUCCUGGACGUGCCACAGCAUCCGUACCCCUGGUCCAAGCCAAAGCAAUAUGUAAGCCCGUCCCUGCCGGCUCUGGACUGGCAGCUGCCGUCCAGCUCGGGUCCGUUCAGCCUCCAGAUCGACGUCCAGCCCAAGUCCCACCACCGGGCCCACUACGAGACCGAGGGCAGCCGGGGGGCCGUGAAGGCCAUGGGGGGAGGACACCCCGUCAUCCAGCUCCACGGCUACAUGGAGAGCGAGCCUCUGACCCUGCAGCUGUUCAUCGGCACAGCUGACGACCGGCUGCUGAGGCCUCACGCCUUCUACCAGGUCCACCGCAUCACGGGCAAGACGGUGUCCACCCCGAGCCACGAGGCGCUGCACAACAACACCAAGGUGCUGGAGAUCCCGCUGCUGCCGGAGAACAACAUGAGGGCCAUAGUCGACUGCGCCGGGAUCCUGAAGCUGCGGAACUCGGACAUCGAGCUGCGGAAGGGCGAGACGGACAUCGGGCGCAAGAACACACGCGUGCGGAUGGUUUUCAGGAUUCACAUCAACCAGGCGACCGGGAGGACGCUGUCCCUGCAGGCGGCGUCCAACCCCAUCGAGUGCUCCCAGAGGUCGGCCCAGGAGCUGCCGCUGGUGGACAAGCAGAACCUGGAGACGUGUCCCGCCCACGGGGGGGCGAGGAUGCGCCUGGACGGACACAACUUCCAGCACGACUCCAAGGUGGUGUUCGUGGAGAAGGCUCAAGACGGUCAUCACCUCUGGGAGACUGAGGCCAAGCUCGAGAAAGACGCCUCCAAGCCUAAUUCGCUGCUGGUGGAGAUUCCUCCGUAUCGGAACCAGAGACUCUCGACUCCGGUUCACGUCAACUUCUACGUCUGCAACGGCAAAAGGAAACGAAGCCAGUAUCAGCAUUUCACCUACGUUCCUGCCAGCGCUCCAACCAUAAAGACGGAGCCGCACGACGACUUCGACGGCCCCCUGCUGUGCUCCACUGUGUCCCUGCACCCCAAGCCUUACUUCCCCCCGCAGGUCAUGACCCCCAUGAUGACCUCUGACCUCCGGUCGUGUGUCGUGGGCGGAGCUUACCCCGUCAGCCAGGAGAGACUGGCGGCCAAACCCUCCUCCUCCCCCCCGAGCUCCAGCCCCAAGCUGCACGACCUGUCGCCGUCACACUUCUCCAAGUGCCUCCCUGCCGGCCCCCCGGGGCCCCAGUCCCCGGCCCCCCACGUCUCCAUCAUCCAGGAGACCCCCGGGCGCUACCCGCUGCCCAGCCUCUACCCGCCCAGUAGCUCCUCCUCCUCCUCCUCCCCCACCUCGCUGCCCUCCACUCCGACCGACGGCCCCUUCUCUCCGGCCCCCCCGGGCAGCGGCAGCACCAGCCCGGACCCCCAGCCACGCCCCAAGGCGGCGGCGAGGGGGCGGGCCUCGCUGCAGGAGGACGGCAGCCCCCCCCCGCUGGCCGUCAGCAUCAAGCAGGAGCCACAGGAGCUGGACCAGAUGUACCUGGACGACGUCAACGAGAUCAUCAGGAACGACCUGUCCAGCAUCACGGUCCACAGCCACGCGUAG